CAAAUGACGGGAUAAAUAAAAUCAAGCAUACAGCAACAAAAUGUGAUUAGCUUGAAAGACGCAAAACGAAAGAACGAACUCUUCUUACUGGUUCCUUUGAUUGACUGAGGAAACGCAAGACGCACGUCCAUCUGCCGAAUCUGACAAUAAUGUACGAUCUCGCACAGUGAUGUUUGCGGUGCUUUUCAUUGAUGUUUGUGACGUGACAGAAGCAAAUAAUCACGAAAAAUGUCUGUAGCUCAUCGUUUAAAGGAAAAAGAACGCACCCAUGAUGUACUUAUUACAGAGUCCGUUGACUUCGCGGGACUUCUGUUAUCGAAGCCCGUGCUGGAAGGACUCAACAAUGCCGGGUUUGAAAUGCCCUCUCCUAUACAACUAAAAGCCAUUCCGCUUGGACGUUGUGGCUUAGACCUAAUUGUUCAGGCGAAGUCUGGUACUGGAAAGACCUGUGUGUUCACAGUUGUUGCCUUGGAGAGUAUAGACUCGACUACAGCUUGUGUACAGACACUCGUCUUGGCGCCUACCCGAGAAAUUGCUCAGCAGAUCCAGUCAGUUGUGAACACAAUAGGCUCCACCAUGGCUCAGCUCAAGUGCCAUACAUUUAUUGGAGGCAUGCCUGUCCUACAGGACAAGAUUCUUGCCAAGAACUGCCACAUUGCUGUUGGCACUCCAGGUCGUGUGAAACAGUUGAUUGAGAUUGGAGCUCUGAAGACAAACAGUAUUCGGCUCUUUAUUCUUGAUGAAGCAGAUAAACUGCUAGAAGAAGGCCACUUUCAGGAGUCCAUUAAUUGGAUAUACUCAAGUCUACCUGAGAACAAGCAGAUCCUCGCCCUGUCUGCCACUUACCCGGAGUACUUGGCUCAUCACCUGACUUCCUACAUGAGGAACCCGACGUUUGUCCGGCUCAACAUCACAGACCCGGCCCUGAUUGGCAUCAAGCAGUACCACGUUGUUGUCCCCAACCAUCCCCUAGCCAAUAUUGUGUUCAAAGCCAAAACUGAUGUGAUCCUGAAUAUUCUGAACACAGUGGCUUUCCAACAGUGUCUCAUUUUCUCCAACAUGCAGACCCGGGCACAGAAUUUGCAGUCAGAGCUGGAGAUGAGGAACUGGCCCACGGCCUGUAUUGCUGGCUGCCUAGAUCAGAAAGAAAGAACUUUUGCCAUGGAGCAGCUGAAAACAUACAAGUGUCGCAUCCUCAUCUCAACUGAUCUGACGUCAAGGGGAAUAGAUGCAGACAAAGUGAACCUGGUCAUCAAUUUAGACGUUCCCCAUGACUCUGAGACGUAUUUGCACAGGAUAGGCAGAGCAGGACGCUUUGGUAGCUACGGGGCAGCCAUCACAGUUGUGAGCGCAGGGGGUCAGGACAAGGAACUGUGGGCCGUGGAGAGGAAAUGCAAGACGCACAUCCAGAAACUUCCAGAUCCAAUUCCCCAUGACCUGGCCACUCGGCCUGUGGCAGUCAACCUGGAAGAUGUGGUCAGCACUCAGCAGAUCAUCACCCGCCCAGAGUUAGCACCUGACAGUCUGGCAGGCGCUGUGAAUGCUGCUCCUGUGACUGAGAGGAAGGCUGAUGGUGCAGGGACUGUUAGGAAUGCUACCAUGAGUGUUGUUGCUGAAGAGGAUGGAGAUGGACGAGGGGACAGGGUUGAUGCCAACUGCUCCUCUGAUUUAUUAUCUGAUGAAUCUAAAACAAAAGAUGUCGCUGACUGCUCUGAAGCUGUCAAUCAGUCUGCUUUGACCAGUAAUGCAAAGAUACAAAAUGUCACAGACAACGCUAAAGCUGUCCACAAAACUGAAGCUAAUAAUCGUUCUGCGGCGACCAAUGCGGAAGAAGAACAAAUCUGUGGUCCUACGAGUUGUGAUCAUGGGGAAACUGUUGACAAAGGAUGUGUAGAUGCUGAACAAAUUUCUGUGGUGUUGGAGGAAGAGAUUUCAGCAGAGGUUUUGGAAGGCCGUUCCACAUGUGACGAUAAAAAUACUGGUCAGUCGCAGGUGCCAGGAAUGGAUUGUGCAAAAGUGACAAGGGAUCCUGGCUCAGAGGUUCCGUCAAAUGAUGAAGCGGUUAAGGAAUGCGAGGAAGGAACAACCGCUUUUUCUGUGGAUCUCUCGCCUUGUGUACCUGCAGAAUCCAAUGAGGUGAAUAGGGCUUCUAUACAAGAAACUGCAUUGCUGCUUACAGAUGAAGAAAGGGCGGCAGGCAGAGUGUGCGACGAUGCUGUUAACCCUUGUGACACGGAGAGUGCAGAGAACUGUGGCAGCGGCUGUGAGGAAGUGGCUAGAUUUAUUGACACUGUAGCCGCUGGAAUUGAGAAAGAUGCAGUUCUCUCUGCUGCCUCGUCAUUGUGUGUUUCUCAUGAAGAAGUUGAUGAGGAUGCAGCAUCUCAAAGUAACCUUGAGGUCAGUGAGCUGCAGAAAAGUGCAACGCUUGAUGAUGUCAGUGAUAGUGGGUGGGUGGGAUCAAAAGAUUCUCCUGUGACAGACUCGCACAAACAUUCAGACCCAAACCAUCAUGUAGAAGAAACCAGCAAGGUUGAGUCGUACUCUGAAACACUUUCUCAGGAUAUUCUUACUCAAGUCAUGAAUGCGACCAAAGGUUUGAAACAGAUCAAGUCAAGAGCUUUGUUAUUGAUCGGCUCCACGGCUGAUACAGAGGAUAAGAGGGUAACCAAACAGUUUUCAUGUGGAGCAGAAAAUGAAAAUGCUCAGAGUGCCCUUAAUCUGUCCACUGAUACACGUGAGCCAUCUGUGAAAAUAGUAUUGAGCAAAAAGCCCCAAGUUGACGAACAAAGCAGUAAAGUCAUCUUCAAGGCCACAUCUGAUGAGGCUGAGGUCAGCGUUUCUGCUGAUGACAAAUCUGGCAUUUCUGUUGGAGAGGAUUUACGUCCUGAACAAAGUCCCAAGGCUUGCCUCUCAGAUCAGAAGCAGACUACCACGGAAGGCAAGGUGGAUUUGCCAAAAUCCUCACCAAAAGAGAGUAAUAAAUGGGAGCCGCACAAAAAAAUGCCUCGGUCGUUUGCUGUGGCAGAUUUUCUAAGACAGAUCAAUGAAGAGUAUCGACAGAUGCACUCUAUGAAGGCUGAUGAGAAGUCUUUGAGUGAACAAAUUCAAGGACAAGAGAAUCAAGAUGUGAAACAUGCUGGGGAUGGAAAUGAAAUGAAAGUCAGAAAAGGGGAGAAUUGUUCUCUUGUGGAGGGGAAUAAAACACAUUUAGAAGUUGAGAGAAGUUCGGAGACAAAAAAUAGAAUAAGUAAUGUGUCAGUAGACGAAAGAAACAAAAUGAUUCCAAAUGUGCAAGACCUUUCAAACAAAGAGGGAAAUGUUGACCGUGAAUUUGAUAGAGAUCCUCAAACUCCGCAGGGUUCUUCAGUGUGUGAGAAUAAUCCUCCGCAGAGUUCAGAGGUUGGGGUUCUUGUGGUCAGUGAAGAACAAGUUAGCAAUGCUGGAAAUGACCAGGCUGUGUUGCUCUCUAAAAAGGUAGAUUCCUGUCUUACAGAUGGCAAUGUUUCUUUAAUAACUGUUUGUAGCUCGCAGGAGAAAGGUGAAUUGCAAGACAGUGGAUCGUCCUCGCUUGAGACUUUUCAACUUUGUGAGGAGAACCGGGGACAGUCUUUAUGUUUGCCACAAGAUGCUGGCACUCAGGAGACUGAUUCGAGCUGUGCAAAUAUUUCUGUCAAGAGCGUAACUUGCGAUGAAUUUACAGAAGCUGACAGAGGGAAAUUAAGGUCGGCAUUUAACUCUCUUUUACUUUAUGGAGCAGGUAAAAAACAGUUGACUUUUGAUGAUUUUCAAAAAGAGAGAGGUGAAUGUGAUGAAACAGACAGUAAUAAUUUUGCGGAACAAGAUCCUUUCUUGCAUUUAAUGAGAGGCACAGAUAAAGUUUUAAGAGAAAAUCAAAUUGAUGAGAGACUAGAGAGGAUGAUUCAACAAGAUUAUAUGAAAGUACUGGAGAAACAAAAUCAAUUUUAUGAGAAAUUAAAGACUGUUGAAUUGCCAGUAAAAGAUUCCGAAUCUGCUGAUAAUUCAGAUGGUCGUAAAUCAACUAAUAAAGCAGGGUCAGCUGACAAGGGGCUGAAAUCUGAUGUUCAUGAUUCUUUGGGGACGAAAGGAUUUUGGUCCUCUUCAAGAGGAAAGAAAAGUGGGAAGGGAGGAAAAGGCAGACCUUCAGAUUCCCUCAACUGGAGGAAACCUAAGGAGGAAGAAGGUUCUGAAGAUGGGGGCUUGAACUGGCGAGAUGGGGAGGACAACCAAAGGAGGAGGCCAGGAUGGACCAAACCUGGUGUGUCUAGUUCGUCAAAUAAAUCUCAGGUGCCACAGGACAACUCAUCUUUGGAAGGGGAGACUCUGGGGAUUGACAAAGGAAAAGAGAAAGAUGAUGAUAAUGUAAAUGAUUUAAAGGAUAAAAUUGGGGAUAUGGACAAGAACAAACUUUGUGAGGUGGAUAAAGACUUUGGAAUGAGCACAGUUCAAAGUAAGGAACACAAGGACACUGCCGACUUCCAAAAUGAGAAAAGACGAGGAAUGGAUGAAGAGUGUGCGUUACUGGAUCAGAUGCAUGAGAGUAUGUUGAGAAAACGGAAAGAAAGAAAAAGACUGGCUGGAUCACAGGUGGAAACUGCUGCGAAAGAUCAUAGUAGUUUAAGAGUAGUUAGUGGUCAGGAGGAAACGGAUUUACCCUCUUCGAUGGCAGACACAGUUUCACGUGAGAGAGGUUCGCUCGGUGAAAGCCGCAGUGGGUUGAUGUCUUCAGAGUCGGAUGCACAGCGUCCUGAUAACGACAGUCAGGAUUCUAGUGUGAAGGAGACAAACAAGACUCUUCAGACUGGUGAGAGCAGCUUUAAAGCAAGUUUUGAAGGGGGUGGUAGAGUACGUGGUAGCUCAGAUACGCGUGUGGGUGGUACUGAAAAAAUGGAAAAUUGUAGCUCUGCAAAGAUAACCCUGAGUGAGAAAGCAAUGUUAAACUACACGGAGUUAGGAGCAGAGAAGAGUUUCAAGGCAACUUCUCAAGCCAAGGAAAAAGAAAGAUGUGAGGAUGAUAGUGUAGAAAGUUCCCUUAAAGCUUCAAGAUCGUCAAUUUUCUACACACCAGACAUUCCCACAAAGCCAUCCAAGUCGGAGGCUCGACUGGCCGGGAUUGAAGUGUCCGAUGGUUCCACCUCCUCUACGUCAGGCGUAACACUCAGUUCAACGUCAGACAUUUCUGAUUUGAAUUCAUCUGACAAUGAAAUAAUCAGUGACAAGUCUGCGCCUCAGUGUUAUGCUAAUAAAUAUGCUGAGGAUCUUCAAAGAGUUAGAAAUGUUGGCUACAGUAGGGAUGGUGUGAAGGGAAGAAAUGUACUCUCAACACAACGGUCAAAGACUGCUCAUUCUGAUAACAGAAAACUGCCACAUGUAGACAAUGCUGUGUGUCACAAGUCUCAUGGUAACGUAGCUCAGUUUUCAAAACCUAUGGCACCCACCAAGAGUAAAUCUGAAAGGUCGAAAAGAAAAGAUAACUCCACUGAGAACAAUUCAUCAAUAAACUACUCGCGACAGCGUCAAGUGCUUGAUCUGUGGGGUGACAAUUCUCGGUAUAGGGGCACAGAAGUAAAAACCAGUGGUCCGCGGCAUGAGAGAAGUAGCGUAGCAGAGAGAAGAAAGAAGAGUCAUUUGAAAGAUUACUCUAAAGAAAUAUCUUCAGUCUCCUCUUGGUCUAGUGAAGAAAAUUCUUCAAGUUGUAGUAGCGAUGUAGAAAAUGUAACCCCUGACCAUUUUGAGCAGUAUUACGGCAGCAUGCAUUCCUCCUGGCAAGUAUGGCCACAACAACCUAGCUACGCAGCCCCUUUGCCCAUGCAAGGACCAAGUGAUUAUGUGCCAAAUUCAAAUUAUCCACAGAUGCAGCAAUAUCCAUUGUAUCCCUCUGUCUAUCCAUUUCCAUAUCCUCAAACCUUUCCCCAAGCGUUGCCUUACGCCCCUGUCUUGCCAGCUCACCCCGCCCCUCCCUCCUCAAGUCUUCCAUGGUACGGAUGUGUUCCCGGACCUUACCAAAGCCAGCCUUACUCAAAAGGGUAUUACCAGCCUCCUGCUUUUGCCCCACCUGUCCGUCACCCCCAUACAGCUUAUCCAUUGGGGCCGUCAUAUUUUAUUACCUCACAGGUCCAGAUCCAGUACGUGAGACAUAUGACCAGAGCUUUGAGAUAUCUGAGAAAGAAGCAUGGGUUGACCAGAGAGGAAGAAUGAUGAUAAUAUAAUGUAAAGGCAUAGAGCUUGCUGUCAAGCGGCAAUAUGUGCUAUACAAAUACUAUUUAUUAUUAUUAUUAUUAAAUGAAUGGGUAAUUGGCUCUUCAGCUGUGUUUAAUGUUAUGAAAUGCACUUUUUCCCUGGACAAUACUGCCGUAAGCUGUCAAAAUGCCUUUUUUUUUCAUUUUGGCACCAAAUUAUUUUUGGGUGCUAAAUCAAAAACCUGAUCAGUUACCCUACUUGUGUGGAAAAAAGGUGAAGUGAAACUGUGAUUAGUUGUUUUUAAUAAAUUAGAAUUCAAAUUUCGGAAGAAGGCCUUUUGUAAAUGCUAACAAAAAGCCUCUCUAUCUCGAAACUUCUGUGAAUCGAAAAAAAGGUGUUUUGUCAGCUUAUGGCAUAAUAAUGAGUGGGUGCAUUGUUUACUCUGUUGGUGGCUUUCUGGACUGCUUUUUUGGAGAAACCUGGAAGAAUUCCGUACCUAUUUGUAUGAUUAGUAUGAUGAGUUUGUUUGUUUGGGGGAGGGGGGGUUUUGUUUUUUCCCAUCUAGGCUUGCUCCUGCCAGAGAUGGACAUUCUGGAGAGUCAUUAUUAGUAUUAGCCCUACUGUGUUGAAAGGGGAGUUAAUAUUUCAGGAAUGGAUUAGUUGAGAGCCUUAAAGAGAUGCAUUUGUAAUAUAGUAGGGAGUCCUGCAAAAUGGCGCAAAUUUUAGUGUUUUAUGAACUCUAAUGCUCAUGUCAUGGUGCUACUCGAACUUGCAAAAUGAUCGGUUUUGUCUCAUUUUUCUUCUUUUCAGCUUAUGUUAAGUCUUAAUCUAUUUCAAAAUUAGACAAUUUGGAGCACUAUUGCUUGGUUUUGGGGUUGCUUCUUUGCCUCCACUGUAUGUUUAUCUCUUUUUAAAAGUCUAGAGAUCAUUCUGAAGUAAACUCUGGUAGAUUGUGUGUUAUUGGAGAGCCUGCCACGGAUAAAGUGCAGACUCAGAAUUGUUUGUUGGUGUCAUUUGUUCAAGUUCAAGCAUCUGUAGAAGCUUAUAGAGCAAGUAGCUCUCCUUACCUUUUGUUUUGUGGUUCAUUUGACAUUGGUAUGAUAUAGCAUUGUUCUGGCAAAGCCUUGAAAUGUAUAAUGGAAUGUGAUCUCUGUGUACUCUUGUUCUAUUUUGCUGUUGUGAGGCAAAAGUGGGGAAUGGAAUGUGGGCUUGUAAAAUGUGAACGAAAUUGUGAAGAUCCCAACUACCUCACAAGGUCUCUUCAAGUAUUUGAUAGACUUUCAUGUACAAACAGUUGAGUGAUCAGUUAUCAUAAAUCUCUGUGUUGGCCUUAGCCAACAUGUCUAUUAGUAUGUUUGUCUUUACAUGGCUGUGUGAAAGCAUAUACUACAGUAUUACACAGAUAGCUCGAAUUCGUCGGGACAGGCCUCGGUAGUUCGAGGGAUCCGUAGUUCGAUCAGUAUUUUACAAAGAUAAAGAAGAA
Molecule: messenger RNA, 7681 nt
Organism: Aplysia californica (California sea hare)
Lineage: Eukaryota; Metazoa; Mollusca; Gastropoda; Aplysiida; Aplysiidae
Exons: 10
Coding region: 229-6216 (1995 amino acids)
Biological process (GO): spliceosomal snRNP assembly
Cellular component (GO): SMN complex
Molecular function (GO): RNA helicase activity; RNA binding; ATP binding
Source: RefSeq, a predicted model, not a curated record